AUGGGGGAGAUACCAUGUCGUGGGCCCAAUGCGGUCGGCUUAAACAGACGUCAACUGCUUUGCGUAUCCCUUGUCCACUUAAAGGAUAUAAAUCAAUGUCAUUACGGUGAUGUGGUUGACGAGCGACAUAUUCUUCUUUUGUGUGGAUAUCCAUUGUGUGGAAAACAAAUGGAAAACGUGCCUACAAAAAAAUAUCAAAUAUCAGUAACCAAAAAUAAGGUAUACGACAUAACAGAUCGUAAAAAGUUUUGCAGUUCCUAUUGCUUCAAGGCAUCGGAGUUCAUUAAAUCACAGAUCCUUUUGGCUGAGCAGAUAGACGAUUCGACAUUCUGCACCAUGAACGACUGCGCCCCCACCAGGAUUAUGGGUAGCUGCAGCAACUCGCCAGACCUCACAAUUGCUAGCGCUGGUUUGAUCAAUAGCAUUUCAUGGCGACCUAUGCUAACACUAGCAUCAGACCAUCUACCCAUAAUCAUCUCGAUCAAUAAGCCCACCGACUUUGCUCCCGCGGACCACCGAAGCUACUCCAACUUCAACAAAGCUGUUUGGGAAGGCUUCGCGGAAGUCACCGAGAGCAGCUUCGCCGCCCUUCCCACACCCACAAACAUACAUACUGGCGAACGCCAGUUCCGCAGGGUAGUCACUGCCGCAGCGGCUCGUUUCAUCCCGUCUGGACGUAUCGCGGAAGUCCGCCCAAAUUUCCCGGCCGAAGCAGCUGUCGACCCCGGGGACCCUCGUCUGAGGGACCUUAAUUUGGAGAUUCGGCAACUGGUAAAUCAGCAUAAGCGG
Molecule: messenger RNA, 789 nt
Organism: Rhagoletis pomonella (apple maggot)
Lineage: Eukaryota; Metazoa; Arthropoda; Insecta; Diptera; Tephritidae
Product: putative RNA polymerase II subunit B1 CTD phosphatase RPAP2 homolog
Exons: 5
Cellular component (GO): nucleus; cytoplasm
Molecular function (GO): RNA polymerase core enzyme binding; RNA polymerase II CTD heptapeptide repeat phosphatase activity
Source: RefSeq, a predicted model, not a curated record